Messenger RNA from Ambispora gerdemannii, 2973 nucleotides. NCBI's taxonomy places the organism in Eukaryota, Fungi, Glomeromycota, Glomeromycetes, Archaeosporales, Ambisporaceae. The record is from the annotation of a GenBank genome assembly.
AUGUAUUCCACCCACACCACCACCAUCUUUGCAGAGACAAUGCGAAUGCCUGUAGCUGCAAAAUUGGCGCGACAGCUAUAUCAUGAACGAAUUAUCGAAUUAAAACUUCGGAUUAAAUGGGAUAUUCAAAUUUUUAAAACCAUUGGUGCGAUUAGAAAGGUUGUGACUGAGAUUGACGAAAUUCGUACUGGGAAACUUGAUGGAAAAUUAAAAGAAAUAUUAAAAGAACGAGAAGAAUUAAGGAAGGAACUUCAGGAGGCAGGGCCUUCAAGUGUUGCAGUUGUACCACUUCCUCAGCAAGAAGUGAAGCAAUCUUCACAACAGAUUAUUCUUACUCAUGUUAAUGAAUCAGAGCCGGCGCAAGCAGUCUCGUCGAGUACUGCACAGCAGCAACAGCACCAGCGUGCCUUUAAUACUACUAUAAAGCAAGAGGCGUCUCCAUCAGCCUCUAUUCCGGGCUCUUCUAUCGAAAUCCAAGACGUGCAAUUAAAUCAAGCUAUUCCCCAAGUGAUAAAUAAAAUUACGGAUGUUAGCUCCGAUAAAAAUACUUCACUUAUUCAACUAGGACAAAUUAAGAAAGAAGGUAUAUCUGGAAAAAAUAUAGAAAAGCUCGAUAUUAUACCAACAGAAGCUGUAGCCUCAAAAAAUGAAGUGGAAAUAAAUUCCAGUACGGUCCUUUCAUCUACUGUUACUUCUGAAGAGGAUGGUCUAUCAGCUGCGGUAACUGUCAACAAUGAAAUUAGCGGUGGAAAAACUGCGAGUCUGAUAUCGAAAGAUACAAAAAAUUUGCAUAGUGAAUCUGGAAUCUCUACCACAGAUAUUUCAUAUCCAUCAUCUAUUUUAAUUGAAGUAGAUAGUGAGGCAGAUGAGACGGAAGAUAUCAAUAUGACUGCAGAACCUAGUGUCGGCAAAACUAUCGCACUCGGUGAAAUAACGUCUCAAGAAUUUUCGUUUAAUCGUGAAGCUCUUGAAACUAUCGAAGAAGAAUCACCGAUGCAAGAAGUCGAGCUUGUUGAUCGGAUUGACAAAAUGCAAAACUCUGUUUCAACAUCUCCUAUUGCAGUAGAUGAUAAUAAAUUUAAUGAGCAUGCUGAACAGAUAAUAUCAAUGGCAAUAGAUAGACAAAAUGACUCGGAGAUUUUAGAACUGGGAAAUCACCAUGCAGUCUCCAAAGAAGUUUCAAGAAGGCUGCAACUAGAAGAGGAUCUAAUUAAAAGCGAGCAAUUAGAGAAAGAUAAAAUUACAAAUGAAGUAAAUACUAAGCAAGAAGGAAUAUUUGUCGAUAAUCAAUCGUAUGAUGGGAAAGCUUUCGAUUUUAUGGAUAUAGAUAGUAGUCGGUCUAUUAACGUCAGACGCAGAUCUUCGCAUGACACAGCUAAACUGCAACAGAAAUCCAACGUUGAUAAAGAACUGCCGAGACAAGGAUUCGUCAAAAGACUUAUCAAAGAAUCACCAUCGUAUACUCCAUUAGCACCAUCAGAUUUCGAAACACCUCUUACUAUUAGCGGAGAUGCUGAAGAGGUCGAAAGAAUAGAUGAUAAUGCGAUGGAAAUUGAUCAAGCUGAGGAUUUCUUCAUUCAAGAUAGUUUCCCUAUCCAGGGAAAGGGAAAAGGAAAAGGAAUUGCUCAAGGGAAUAAUAGAUCAGAAAAUCAACAACCAUUCAGCGGUAUUGAUAUAGCAGAUACGACGUCAUCGAGCAGUUAUGAACAUCAACACAUUGAUUCAAUUGACGCAUCAAAAAUUUCAUUUAACAAGGAUGGGCGAAUAGCUGAAGAACUACCAGCUAUAUCAGACAUUAAUAUCACUACUCAACGUAUCUCUUCAGUUGAUGACAUAUUUCGAGAGCAAUCAUCUGUUAAAGAGGAGCCGAGUGACGAUGAUGAUGUUCAAAUGGUAGAUGUCUAUUCUGACGUGGAAGAUGCUUUUAAACAUGAAACAGAAAGGAGUGUACAAGACAAACAAGAAAAGGGAAUCUCACUAAUAGAAACCUUCACAAACAUAUCAAAGGAAAGUCCAACCGAAUCUAAGGAAAUAUCUAGUCCUAUUGAGCUCAGUGAAGUGAUGGGUAUCCCUGUUGAAAUAAAACAUGACUUAGGCCCUGCUGAAUCUAAAAAACAGGAUGAAAACUCCGUGAAAAUAAGAGACACAAUAAACUUUAUCGAUGCUCAAAAACAGAUUAUCAUUUCUGGAGAAUCCAAAGAACUUGAAGAUCUCACUGAAUCAAAUGAAGAAAUGAAAAUCGAAGAAAAGGAACAUGAAGUGGUUGCCGGAUCAAUUGAAUUGAUUAAUCCUCUUGAAUUAAAGCAAACUGUUAGUUCUACGGAAUCAAAAGAUAUAACUGAAAUAAAGGAGAAAAUAAUCAAUUCUGAAAAAUUAAAAGAACUUUCUAGUCCUAGAGAGGUGGUGAGCCCUACUUCUUCAUUCAAAGAUCCUAUAACUCCUAGCGUAAACGCUUCGACACCUUCUGCAGAUGCUGGAAUUACUCCACACUCCGUUAGCGAAAUUGCACAAACUCCUGGUGCAGACAUACCUGAGAGCGCUUCAGCAGAAAAAAGACAUAAAACAUGGCAACGCCUUGUGAAUAUGCUAUUACAAGAAUUUGCUAAUCACCGUUAUGCGGGCCUAUUCCAAAAUCCAAUUCGUGAAAUAGACGCUCCCGGUUAUUAUAACAUUGUAAAACAACCGAUGGAUUUAAAGACUAUUAAAAAACAUAUUCGGGAAGGGAUUAUUACUGAUACGGAUAAAUUUGAACGCGACGUGAUGUUAAUGUUCAUGAACGCAUUAGUAUUCAAUCGAGAAUCGACCGAUGUUCACAAAAUGACGGUUUCGAUGAGAGAUCAAGUAGAGAAAUUACUUAAAGAGUUUAAGCAAAGUGAAAACUCGCGUGGUGCGUAUGAGCCCACCACGAGAAGAAAAAGCAUGGCGUCUAUUGAUGGGGCACGGAAACGAAAAGGUUCCAAGCUCCAAGAAUGA